GGAUGCUCUAGCGCUGCGGAGACCCGGCUCGUGGUGGUAAACAACUCCCGUUUUUCACGGGUGAAAUUAUGGGACGUCAUUGUCUUUUUCCUCUCUCAUGCAGUUGCUGAACUUGUGAAGAGGAAUGAAGGGUUCUGCUAUGGCGUAUAAAUAUCAGGAAUGACGCAAGGACUAUGUCAAGGCUGUUAGCCAACUGCGCAAGUUCAUUUUCAUUUUGCUCUUCUUGCAAGCACCUGUCAAGUAAUAAACCUUGCCUGACAGGAACAGUUCUGGAAGAUCAGCAAGCACCUCAUCCGCGUGCACGUGAUACGACUAAAAAACAAAACAUGCGGUGGUGCUGGAAACGUUUUUUUUUUUUCUUCAGAUAAGCAAGUGUUCAAGCCAUAAACCAUGUAUCCGCGCUUACAACAAGAAGCACUUUAACGCUUGAAUGAAUUUACAUUUUGCGUGGUGACAGUUGCUGUAGAAAGUGAAUGGACAUUUUGUGAUAGACUAAGUAACCGGCAACACGAUGGCUUCAUGUGAGCAUGAAGAUAAAGCAAGUGACCCUUCAGAAGCUCUUCAAAAAGUAGAUGAUUUGUCUGGUCAGUUUGAAGAGCCUAAUCCUAGUUUCAAAUCUAAAAGUCUACCAGUCUUGAAUGACUCAGCCCAACAGCGUGAGACCUUGUUGGCCAGCACUAUGCAUACCUCCACAAUAUUGGAUAAGAGUGCAGAAUGUAUCCAACUCCCUCAAAGGACCGAAUUGUGUCAACCUGAGUCUCCCACCAGGACUAAUUUCCAGCCCCCCACUUCACGAGUGGUGGCACUCAGUAGCUCAUUCAACUCAGACGGACAGAAAGCAAGACGCAUAAUCAACUCAAACUUCCUCGUUUCAAGUCUAGGCCGCAUUCGUUUGCCCACCCGGGAAUAUAUGAGUGUGAUUCUAAAGGACUCGCGUUGUUUUUUGUUCUGUAUGUGCUAUCUGACAUUUAUACAGUCGCUAAUGGUGUCUGGCUACUUAAGUAGCGUCAUCACCACCAUAGAGAAACGAUACAGCCUGAGAAGCUCUGAGUCUGGACUGCUCGUCAGCUGUUUCGACAUAGGGAGCUUAGUGGUCGUCGUCUUCAUUAGCUACUUUGGAGGGCGGGGACAGAGGCCUCGCUGGCUGGCGGUGGGUGGGGUCUUCAUUGCAGUGGGGGCGGCCCUAUUCUCUUUACCUCACUUCAUCUCCCCGCCCUACCAAAUCCAGGAAGUGAACUCAUCCAGAGGAAACGAGGGCCUGUGCAUGAACAACAAUGGGAGUGGGCGGGACUUCCUGGAUGUGUCUUCCUGUCCCAGAGACCAGGAGGGCAACGAACACAACCUGUAUGUGGCGCUGUUUGUUAUUGCCCAAAUCCUGGUGGGCAUGGGGUCAACGCCCAUCUAUACCCUCGGACCCACUUACUUGGACGACAACGUCAAGAAGGAGAAUGCCUCCUUGUAUCUAGCCAUCAUGUAUGUGAUGGGAGCCCUGGGGCCUGCUGCCGGCUACCUGCUGGGCGGAGUCCUCAUCGGAUUCUACGUGGACCCCAAGACCGUGGUGAACAUCGACCAGAGCGACCCGCGCUUCAUCGGCAACUGGUGGAGCGGGUUCCUGCUGUGCUCAGUCGCCAUGCUGCUGGUCAUCUUCCCCAUGUUCACCUUCCCCAAGAAGCUGCCCCCCCGCCACAAGAAGAAGAAGAGGAGGAAAAAGAUCACCCUGGACGACAUGUCGAGCGACGACGACGUCAUGCGGGAGAAGAACAACAGCAAGAGCCAGACGGUCACCUCCUCCAUGGGCUUUGGCAGGGACAUCAAAGACCUCCCGAAGGCUGCGGUCAGAAUCUUGAGCAACGUCACCUUCCUGUUCGUCAGUCUGUCGUACACGGCCGAGAGCGCCAUCGUCACGGCCUUCAUCACCUUCAUCCCCAAGUUCAUCGAGUCCCAGUUUGGCAUCCCCGCCUCUGCCGCUAGCAUCUAUACAGGGGUGAUCAUCGUGCCCAGUGCGGGGGUGGGCAUCGUGCUGGGGGGCUACAUCAUCAAGAAGCUGAAGCUGGGGGCGCGGGAGUCGGCCAAGCUGGCCAUGAUCUGCAGCGGCGUGUCCCUGCUGUGUUUCUCCACCCUGUUCAUUGUGGGCUGCGAGAGCAUCAACCUGGGGGGCAUCAACAUCCCAUACACCACCGGGCCAACUCUGACUAUGACCCAGCGGAACCUGACGGGAGGCUGCAACGUCAACUGUGGCUGUAAGAUCCACGAGUACGCCCCAGUGUGCGGCUCUGAUGGCAUCACCUACUUCAACCCCUGCCUGGCCGGCUGCAGCAGCGUGGCCACCAACAGCACUGGAAUCAGGAACUACUCGGACUGCGCCUGCGUCCAGAGCCGGCAGGUGAUCACGCCGUCGUCCGGCGGCCAGGGCAACCAGCUGCAGCUGGUCAUCGUCAAGACCUACCUGAACGAGAACGGCUACGCCGUGUCGGGGAAGUGCGACCGCACGUGCAGCACGCUCAUCCCCUUCCUCAUCUUCCUGUUCAUCGUCACGCUCAUCACCGCCUGCGCCCAGCCGUCGGCCAUCAUCGUCACCCUCAGGUCUGUGGCAGAGCAGGAGAGGCCCUUUGCUCUGGGAAUGCAGUUUGUUCUACUCAGGACCCUCGCCUACAUCCCCACGCCCAUCUACUUUGGCGCAGUGAUCGACACCACCUGCAUGCUGUGGCAGCAGGACUGCGGCGUGCACGGCUCCUGCUGGGAGUACGACGUCACCUCCUUCCGCUUCGUCUACUUCGGCCUGGCGGCCAGCCUCAAGUUCCUGGGCUUCUUCUUCAUCUUCCUCACCUGGUACUCCAUCAAGUACAAGGAGGAGCGCGUGGAGCGCUGGCUCAAACGCCACCUCUCCACCGCCGACACGGUGGGCGACCUCGUGUGCCACGCCGGCGGGCGCAAGGGCCACGCCCGCACUCGCUCCUGCCCCGUCAACAUCCCCCGCAGCGAGCCGCACGCCGUGCUCAUCCCCUCCGGGGUCCUCAAUCGGGGGGUCAGCACUCAGAGUUGCCCGGGGAACGGCCUGAAAGCGAUAACGCCGCCCCCGCCCCUGGCCGCCGCCGCGCCCGUGCCGGCCCGCUCGCUGGAACACGUCACAAUCCGGGUCUAAGGAGAGGGCGAUGGGGGGGGGAAGGGGGGUCAACUGUGCGCCCGUCAAGACUGGGAAAUGUGUGCCUUUUUCUCAGUUUGUCCCUUCUCACGUGUACAUGUCCUCCACAUACGCACACAGAAGCACUUACGUACACACACAUAGCCAGGCACUGGAGGUCCUGCUUGUUAGAAGUCACCUGAAUGGAAACCUCAGACUAGAGUAAGUCCCGCCCCCCUCUCCUUUGGUGUGUGUGUCUGCUACCUCUUUAUCUUUGUUUUGUUUGUUUACAUGAAGAAGUGAAUGUGGAUGCUCCCUAAAUCAUGCAUAUCCUCUCUGUUUGAAAGAUGUGGAAAUGACCUUUUGUAUCGAUAUCGAUCGCAAUGAUGGUAUUGAACUGGAAACCGAUGGCAUGGUGCUAUGUGAAAAUUGUGACUAUCCUUUAAUUGCUUUGUGUUUAGUGUUUGAUUCAUCCAAAAGAAGCUAAUAGGAUAAGGUAACGCGGGGCUUAGCAGCUUGGCUUGCAUGAACAAAACACUGUUCCAUGCAAGGUUUUGCUUUUCCACAAUAACAGAAUUCCACUGAGUAUUUUAGCAAAGAUACAGCAACAAAAGUGUUGCCUUCUCCCAACCUUUUCAAUUUGUACUUUGUAGAGUUGCCUCCGACUCACAUGUAAUGUGUGAUUUACCUGAAAGAUUUGACUUUAUUUAGUACUAGGCUAAGCAAGCAUAAAGGUUUUUACAUAUGAGUAUUUGGCACUGCGGUACUUGUUCAGCAUAACCAAGCCAAACUAUUUGGAAAAA
Molecule: messenger RNA, 3924 nt
Organism: Hypomesus transpacificus
Lineage: Eukaryota; Metazoa; Chordata; Actinopteri; Osmeriformes; Osmeridae
Product: solute carrier organic anion transporter family member 5A1-like
Exons: 10
Coding region: 512-3142 (876 amino acids)
Biological process (GO): sodium-independent organic anion transport; transmembrane transport
Cellular component (GO): membrane
Molecular function (GO): protein binding
Source: RefSeq, a predicted model, not a curated record